AUGUCGCAGCAGAACAGACCUGCCUCGCAAAGCCCGGUGCCAACCGAGGAUGAACAGCGACGGCUCAACCAUCAAAUCCGCUUGGUCAAAAAAGGCCUCAAAAAGGGGUCCUUCAACGCCGAGUACUGGACCAACUCGGCCGAGCUGGAGAAUCUCCAGCUCCAAAGGACAGAGAUAUCUCGAAAAGCCUCCAUGAGAGACUGGGAGGGUGCAGAGCCCUGGGAGAACAUACCAAGGGGUCAGGAAGUCAAGGCGAGCAUCUGCGCCCAUCAGGCAAGCCUCCGCAUUGCGAAAAAGCGUGCCGACAAUCUCGACCCCGAAAAUGCUAUUCACGACGAGCAGGACAGGGCUCGGCGUCAUGAAACGGGCACGGACGACAGAAACUCGGGGGACCAGUCUUCGUUCCGCAAGGAACUGAUAGCAACUGGUGAUGCAAAGCAUCCGAAAUUCGAAUGGCUUUGGGUCCCCGUUCUCGGCAGAUAUUGGCCUGAAGAGGAAGUCGUGGCCGCCCACCUCUUCCCGUGCAUGCACGGGCAAGAGAGCAUGGACGAUAUCUUCGGGAAGACCAAGUCACCAGAGCUUUUCUCCGCCCGGAAUGGCAUUCUUGUGCCCCGUUUCUUCGAAAAGUAUCUUAACGCGGGGAAGAUUUUGAUUGUCCCAGAUCUGCCCGACGACCGCCCGCCCCUGGCGGAGCUUCUUGCCUGGGUCUCGCAGGAGACACGCGAGUUUAAGCUGCGAAUCAUUGACCCUAAAUGGGAGAAACUCGACCAUCUCAUUCAUCUUAAUGAUGAAGAGACCUAG
Messenger RNA from Aspergillus mulundensis, 801 nucleotides. RefSeq lists its product as uncharacterized. The transcript has 2 exons. The record is from RefSeq and is a predicted model, not a curated record. Bases 1 to 801 code for a protein of 266 amino acids. Lineage: Eukaryota; Fungi; Ascomycota; Eurotiomycetes; Eurotiales; Aspergillaceae.